Molecule: messenger RNA, 432 nt
Organism: Paraphaeosphaeria sporulosa
Lineage: Eukaryota; Fungi; Ascomycota; Dothideomycetes; Pleosporales; Didymosphaeriaceae
Exons: 3
Coding region: 1-432 (143 amino acids)
Source: RefSeq, a predicted model, not a curated record
AUGGCAAACCUUGAUUGGGCCCUUCGGGAGGAUGAGGUCAUUACACUUUAUCCCAAGCGAAGGAUAAGAUUAACAAUCUAUAUCGACAAGGUAGUGUCGUCGUUACCCUUUCCGAGCUGGAUGAUAACUUCAAGGCUGGACAAGAGGAAGUUUCCGGACGUGAAGUAUUUCAGCGAGAAGAGGUUAUUGCGAAUGUCAUCAUCGAUCGCCACAGUCAUCGCCCUAGUAUUCAUUCUUGUCCCCAUUGGACAACUUUAUUUCAAUGUGGACAACUGGACAAAUUGGGAAAAGUUUGGACGAAUCAUUGGAUGGUCUUGCGGAUUCUGGAUUUACCUCUGGCUGUGUACUCUAGCGAACGGGCAUGAGACACUGGGUGCUUCGGCCAGCUACGGUUCCCUUUUAGUGGUAUUUCUAGGUCUAACCCGACGGUGA